GCUCCGGGCGCGGCGCGCCCGCUUGCCGGCGCCGCCCGGCGCGGCCCCACCCCCGCCCCGCGGUGCCGGCGGCGGCCAUGCUGCGGCCCAAGGCCCUGACGCAGGUGCUCAGCCAGGCCAACACCGGCGGCGUCCAGAGCACGCUGCUGCUGAACAAUGAGGGCUCCUUGCUUGCCUACUCGGGCUAUGGGGACACCGAUGCCAGGGUCACUGCGGCCAUCGCCAGCAACAUCUGGGUGGCCUACGACAAGAAUGGGCACCAGGCCUUCAAUGAGGACAACCUCAAAUUCAUCCUCAUGGACUGUAUGGAGGGGCGAGUGGCCAUCACACGGGUGGCAAACCUGCUGCUCUGCAUGUACGCCAAGGAGACGGUCGGAUUUGGGAUGCUGAAAGCCAAGGCACAGGCGCUGGUCCAGUACCUGGAGGAGCCGCUCACACAGGUGGCUGCAUCGUGAGCAGGCAGUGAGGGCUCUGAGGUGCCACUGAGCCCUGACACCAUCACUGGCGUGGGUUGGGCACGAGUGGCCCCACGGGCAUCCUGGAGUUCCAGUGUGCUCUUAAAAAUAAGGUGUCAGGAAUACAAAAGCUGCGGGGAAUAAACGUGUGUUUGAUGCUUG
Molecule: messenger RNA, 617 nt
Organism: Oenanthe melanoleuca
Lineage: Eukaryota; Metazoa; Chordata; Aves; Passeriformes; Muscicapidae
Gene: LAMTOR2
Product: late endosomal/lysosomal adaptor, MAPK and MTOR activator 2
Exons: 4
Coding region: 78-455 (125 amino acids)
Biological process (GO): positive regulation of TOR signaling; cellular response to amino acid stimulus
Cellular component (GO): Ragulator complex
Molecular function (GO): guanyl-nucleotide exchange factor activity; molecular adaptor activity
Source: RefSeq, a predicted model, not a curated record